AUGGAGCACGCGUAUCUUGGAUUUACCUUUGAUUCAGUACUUGGGCUCCACGCAACAAGAGCAAAGUCUGUACAAGUUCUGAAGAAAUCUGGACUCAUUUUGUCCGCUCAAGCAGAUAAAUUAGUUGCAUAUUCCACAAAUCUUUCUCAAAUUAAGCAAGAAUUCAAUCCUCCAGCUAAAUUCAAAGAACAGCACGAAACCAUACAAAUAAAUGAUGUCGUUGUCUCGCCAAAUGAAGAAUUAAUCGCUGUUGGCUACUCAAAUGCUGAAAUUUCCGUCUUCAACGUUGAAGGUGAAGAAGUAAAUCACUUCACUGGCCACAGAAGACCAAUUACUUGCUUGGCUUUUAAUUCUGAUUCAAAUUUACUUGCUUCUGGUUCACAAGAUAAUGAUAUUGUUAUUUGGGAUGUAAUCGGUGACUGUGGUAUUUGCCGCUUUUCAGGUCAUCAAAAUGCUAUUACAGAUAUGUGUUUCAUUCCUGAGACACCAUGGCUCAUCUCAGCUUCAAAGGAUACUCAUAUCCGUGUAUGGGACUUAGACAUUAAUUUUUGCAUACAAACAGUUACUGUUGCCGCUUCAGAAUUAUAUGCUUUAUGUUUGAUUAGUCCAAUCAAGCUUGUAGCAGCUGGAAAAUCAUCGGAUUUCUUUUCUUUCAUUAUAUCUAAUCCGGAAGAAGUCGAUACAAAGAAUACAAUCGUUCUUACACAGGAUGUUCAAAUUAACAGAGACACAAAGCACAGAGUGCAAGACAUCGCGCUUGCUCCCGAUGGAAAAUCAAUGGCUUUCGUUACUUCAGGCGAAAAUAUCGAUGUUUGGUCGAUAUUAUCCGAAGAAGAGAUGGAAAAGAAGAGAAAACGCCGUGCAAAGCGAGCACAAAAGUCUGGAGGCCAAGCAACAGAAGUUCUCCAGUUCGAAAAGGAACAGACAAUUACUUUGCCCGCUAGAUUGUGUAACGCAGAAUUUCUGGGCAAAUUAAUCGUCGCUACCCUCGCCGAUAACUCGAUUGUUGUUUUAGAAAAUGUCCAAAAGGAAGGGGAAGAACAGGCCACCUUCCAGAUAAAGCAUCAGACAAAGGGACAUAAUAACGAUAUCAGAGGUUUGGCUUUCUUUGGAGAAAGCGAAGACGAAAUUGAUAAAAUUGUCUCAGCAUCUGAAGGAAGUGUUAGAAUCUGGGACUUAGAAAGCAAGCAAUGCAUCCAAACAAUCGCGUGUGGCACGAUUUCAUCCAUCGCAGUACUUCCUGGCGGAAGAUUUUUCAUUUUAGGUACAAAAGAAGGUAAUAUCGAGAUGUGUGAUUCAUCACAAGGCCAAGUAUACUCUACGAACAAAUGCCAUGAUGGCAGAAUCUGGCAAAUCAUCGUUGCUCCAGGUUGUACCGAAGUUGCAACAUGUUCCAGCGACAAAGAGAUCAAGUUCUGGAACAUCGGCUUCAAGAACGAGCAGCCAGUCCUCUUACAUAAGCGAACACUUAAAUUACCAGAUGAAUGUUACUCAAUUUGCUAUUCUCCAGACUCCAAAUACAUCGCAUGCGCAUUACUCGAUUCUACAGUUAGAGUUUUCGAAGUCGAAACCCUAUCAUUCCACUUGAGUCUCUACGGAUCUCAUCUUCCUGUCACUUUUGUCGAUUAUUCCUACGACAAUGAGUUAAUUGUCACUGCCAGCGCCGACAAGAACCUUAGAAUCUGGGGCACAGAGUUUGGCGACUGCCACAGAUCUCUCUGGGCUCACGAGAACGUUGUUGUCUGUUCAAAAUUCAUUCCGAAGACACAUUACGCGUGGACAUGCGGCAGAGACGGUGUUCUCAAGAUGUGGGACUGCGACACGUUCAGAUGCGUUCAGACAUUGAGGAGCCACAUCGGAGAGAUCUACGCGAUGGAUGUUUCUCCAAACGGCUCUUAUGUUGUGACAGGCGGAAGAGAUAAAGGUAUCAGACUUUGGAAGAGGACAACAGAAAAGAUUUAUCUCUCCAUUGAAGAAGAAAAACGCUUGGAACAACAGAUAGAGACACAAAACGCCGAAAAGAAUGAUAGAACAAUACAAGCAUUGAGAGGUUCUAUUUUCGGAGGCGCUGUUGUUGAUACACCAGGAAGAAUGACUGUAGAAUCAAUCGAACAUGGAGAUAGACUGAGAGAUGACAUCGCUGCUGCAAACAAAGAAAAAGAAAAUCCAGGAGAAAACCCGUUGAUGAGAAAUGUUUCGCCAAAGGAUUAUCUUCUCAAUUCAAUGCGUAAAAUCAAUAGAGCGGACAUGGAUGUUGUAAUGCAGAGUUUGCCAUUCUCCUCCGCUGUUUCAUUCCUUCAAUGGUCGAGCGAAUGGUUGGAGGAAGGAAAGGAAAUAGAGUUGACUGUCAGAUGCAUAAAUUCUUUGAUCAAAUUCCACGAAAGACAAAUGGAAAGUUCCCCAGAAAUUAAGGACAUUUUUGUCAAAAUAAGGGAUUUGGUACAUGGAAAAGUGAAUGAAAUGAGAAGUAGAUGCGGUUCUAAUCUUGCUGCUUUGAAGAUCAUCCAAAAAGAAAUACAAAGACCAUUUUAA
Messenger RNA from Trichomonas vaginalis G3, 2532 nucleotides. RefSeq names its product WD repeat-containing protein 3 family. The transcript has a single exon. Gene Ontology annotation, molecular function: protein binding; snoRNA binding. NCBI's taxonomy places the organism in Eukaryota, Parabasalia, Trichomonadida, Trichomonadidae. Gene Ontology annotation, biological process: maturation of SSU-rRNA. The record is from RefSeq and is a predicted model, not a curated record. Gene Ontology annotation, cellular component: small-subunit processome; Pwp2p-containing subcomplex of 90S preribosome. The coding region runs from base 1 to 2532 and encodes 843 amino acids.